CUUCCCUUCCCCCUCCCCCCCGCCUCCCUCCCUGGACCGGCGGCGGCGGCGGCGCGGCGCGCCCGGCCACCGUUACGGGCCCCGGGCGCACCGCCCGAUGGGCUGCGGGAGGAGCCGGCCAGAGGACGAGGAGGACGAUGCCCCACAGAGCAAGGGGAAGGCCAAGAAGAAGGCCAAGAAGAAGGCCACAGGCGCCAGCGGGAGCAACGCCGGCGGGCCGAAGGCCUCGCUGUCGAAGGCUGCCCACGACGCUACUCGCUACACGAACCCCGAGAGCAUCUUCGAGGCCCUGGGCUGCAAGGUGGGCGAGCACCACCCCGUCAAGCUGGUUCGCAUGAGCUACAUUCUCCGGGGCUUCGGCCGGGAGCAGACGGAGGGCAGCGUGGGCGCCCCGGACCUCCCGUCGCGGGCCUUCGUCGGCGCGGACGAGCUCCGGCAGGUCUGGACCGCCAGCGGCCACGGCGGAGUGGACCUGGUGCUGCCGGUCUUCAGCGUCUCGUGCGGCUGGGAGACGCCCGAGCACCCAGACCCGCAGGGGAUGCACCUCGCGGUGAUCAGGAAAGCCCUGAAGAAGCAAAAGAAGGAGCUGCAGACUCAGCGCGGCCAGUUCACAGGAUUUAGCGAGGUGGGCGUCUUCUGGGACUGGGCGUCGCUGCUGCAGGGCGACGGGGACAGUGCGCCGGGCCCCAUCAGCAGCAGCACCAGCGGGG
Molecule: messenger RNA, 710 nt
Organism: Prorocentrum cordatum
Lineage: Eukaryota; Dinophyceae; Prorocentrales; Prorocentraceae
Source: the annotation of a GenBank genome assembly